This is a messenger RNA of Rosa rugosa (rugosa rose), 1642 nucleotides long. Its product is annotated as MDIS1-interacting receptor like kinase 2-like. Gene Ontology annotation, biological process: protein phosphorylation. The transcript has 3 exons. Bases 449 to 1642 code for a protein of 397 amino acids. The record is from RefSeq and is a predicted model, not a curated record. Gene Ontology annotation, molecular function: protein kinase activity; ATP binding. Lineage: Eukaryota; Viridiplantae; Streptophyta; Magnoliopsida; Rosales; Rosaceae.
AAAGUCUCCCCAAAGAACCAUCAUAAUUAAGACAGUAAAAGCGAAACAGUGUUUUCGUUUCAUGCAUCUAAUGCGGCCAUGGAGAACACUAUAAAAUAGAUAUCGGAAGUAGUAUAAUCAUUCGUACUGGUAACACAUACAAAACCAUUAGUCAUGAGAUCAUUUACUUCUCCUGAUAAAGUUUACUCUCUGGCUUGCCUUAUUUUGUAUGUCCACCUGGUUUUAUCACCAGUCAUUGGUUUUGCUUCUGCUAGUUCAACUGAAGCAGAGGCUCUUAUCAAAUGGAAGGCUAGUUUUGAGUACCAAACUCAGAAUAACAAUCUUACCUCAUGGACUUACUUUCCCAGUAAUGCCACAAAUUCUUCCACCAAUUCAAACCCAUGCAGUGUUUGGACUGGGAUUUCAUGCAACAAUGCAGGAAGUGUCAACAAGAUGAACCUCACCGAUUAUGGUAUUCAAGUUACAGGGUGCCAUUCCUAACAACAAAGCAUUUAAAGAUGCUUCAUUGGAAGGGAACAAAGGAUUAUGUGGAAAUGUUUCAGCACUUCAACCAUGCAAGGAAAAGAAGCAUAUCUCAAAGAGGAAUCGAACACUCAUGUUUUUAACCAUUUUCCUUGUUGUGGGAGCACUUUCCCUCGCUUUCGCUGGAGUUGUCUUGAUUAGAAAAGGAAGGGGAAAACAAGGGCAGGAAACAGAUGAUAGCAGCGUGCAACAUGAAUACGUUUUUUCAACAUCUGAUUUUGAUGGAAGAAGAAUGCAUGAAGAAAUCAUCAAGGCAACCAAUGGUUUCGACGCCAUAUAUUGCAUCGGAAAGGGAGGAUCCGGAAGUGUCUACAAGGCAAAGCUACUAUCAGGCAGCAUAGUUGCAGUGAAGAAACUCCAUCCAAUACUUGAGGGUGAAGAGGCGUCUCGGAAGGAGUUCUUCAACGAAAUAAGGACACUAUUAGAGAUUCGGCACCGAAACAUUGUGAAACUUAUUGGUUUCUAUUCACAUGAUCAUCACUCAUUUUUGGUCUAUGAGUAUAUGGAAAAAGGUAGUUUGGCUUCAAUGCUGAACAAAGAACAUGAAGCCAUAAAACUGGAUUGGAGUACAAGGGUGAGAAUUGUAAGAGGUGUGGCUCAUGCCUUGUCUUAUAUGCAUCAUGAUUGCUCUCCACCUAUUGUGCAUCGAGACAUAUCAAGCAACAACAUUUUGCUGAACUACGAAUAUGAGGCUUGUGUUUCAGACUUCGGCACUGCUAAGCUUUUAAAUCCAGACUCAUCUAAUUGGACUGCUCGUGCAGGCACAUAUGGAUAUGUUGCACCAGAGCUCGCUUACACAAUCAAGGUAACUGAAAAAUGUGAUGUGUAUAGCUUCGGAGUGCUGGCGCUGGAAGUGAUAAUGGGAAAGCAGCCUGGUGAUUUAAUCUUCUCCUUUUCGUCUCCAUCUGCCAACGGAGAAGUAUUGCUGAACGAUGUGCUGGACCAACGACUCCCCGUUCCCACACCUCAUGUUCUGGAUGAAUUGGUAACUAUUGCAAGAAUAGCAAUUGCAUGCAAGCAUGCCCAUCCACAAUCAAGGCCAACAAUGCACAUGGUUUCUCAAGUGUUAUCAUCCCGAACUGCCCAUGGACCACAAGAAACUAUACUUCCAGUUCAUUAA